Protobothrops mucrosquamatus (brown spotted pit viper) is the source of this 2080-nucleotide messenger RNA. RefSeq names its product interleukin 1 receptor accessory protein (gene IL1RAP). NCBI's taxonomy places the organism in Eukaryota, Metazoa, Chordata, Lepidosauria, Squamata, Viperidae. The transcript has 10 exons. The annotation marks the transcript as partial. Gene Ontology annotation, biological process: signal transduction. The record is from RefSeq and is a predicted model, not a curated record. Gene Ontology annotation, molecular function: interleukin-1 receptor activity.
GAUGAGGCCCCACCAUGUCGUCCUGGUCGCUCUCUGCCUCCGGGCGCCCGGCCUGCUGCUCAGCACCUCCGAGCGCUGCGACGACUGGGGGGUGGACACCAUGAAGCACAAGCCGGUCUACAGCGGGGAGCCGGCCAAGAUCAAGUGCCCGCUCUUUGUGGCUUUUGUGAAGUACAACUACAGCACGGCCCACGCGGCCGGCCUGACCCUCAUCUGGUACUGGAUCGGGCUGGGCCAGGACCUGGAGGAGCCCAUCAACUUCCGCCAUCCCGACAACCACAUCAGCAAGGAGAAGGACAUGCUGUGGUUCCGCCCGGCGCUGCUGAACGACACGGGGAACUACACCUGCAUGCUCAGGAACGCCAGCUACUGCAGCAAAAUCGCCGUCCCCCUGGAGGUGGUCAGCAAAGACCCCGGCUCCUGCCUCAGCCAAGCGGUCAAGCCGGAAGUGGUGCUCAUGUACUUCGACACGGUCAAGCAGAACCUCACCUGCCCGGAGUUGGGGAGCUUCCUUCCGGCCGGCCUUGAGCCCCAGGUCCGCUGGUACAAGGAGUGCCAUCUCAUGAAAUACGACUAUCCUGAUCGGAUCCCCAAUGGCGUCAACCUCACUUUUGCCAUUGUCUACGAAGUAUACGAGGGCGAGUACACCUGCGUGGCGAGUUACCGGGAGAACAGUCGGGAUUUUACUCUGACGCGGACGAUGAGAGUCAAGGUGGUAGGAUCACUGGAAAAAUCAACGCCCCCCGUGAUCAUCUUCCCAACAAAGCGGAUCGUCUAUCAACUCAAGCCAGGUGAAGAAUUGGAUCUCAGUUGUGAGGUGAUUUUCACGUUCCUGGAGGACUCUCCCCAGGAGGUCUGGUGGGUCAUUGAUGGAAAACACUCGGAUGACGUCACCGACCUCAAGUUCAACGUGACCCAAACGGAAUCCCCCUUAUCGAUCGGGGGGACCAAGAUCAAAAAGAAUCUGACUGUGCCCCGCAUGACGGAGAAGGAUUUGAAACGCAACUUCACCUGCUUCGCCCAGAACAACCGGGGCAUCGUGCACGCCCAGGCGGACGUGAGGAUGAAACACGGGAAGGAGUACGACGUCUACGUCUCCUACGCCAGGAACAGGGAGGAAGAGGACUUCGUGCUGCUGACCCUUCGGGGGGUUUUGGAGAACGAGUACGGCUACAAGCUCUGCAUUUUCGACCGAGACAGUCUCCCCGGGGGAAACGGGAAGGAGUAUGACGUCUACGUCUCCUACGCCAGGAACAGGGAGGAAGAGGACUUCGUGCUGCUGACCCUUCGGGGGGUUUUGGAGAACGAGUACGGCUACAAGCUCUGCAUUUUCGACCGAGACAGUCUCCCCGGGGGAAACCUCACCGAAGCCAUCUUCGACUUCAUCCAGAAAAGCCGGAAGAUGAUCGUGGUCCUGAGCCCCGACUAUCUCCUGGAGAAGAGCAUCAGCCUUCUGGAGUUCAAGCUAGGUCUCCUGUGCCAGAACAACAUUGCCACCAAGUUGGUGGUGCUGGAGUACCAGCCGUUGCCCCAAGCCCACCCAAGCAUCCAGCAGCUGAAGGAAUCUGUGGCCUUCGUGAUCUGGAAGGGCGAGAGGUCCAACCACGUGGGUUCCAAGUUCUGGAAAGCCUUACGUCUAGCUCUGCCUCUCCGGAGUCUCAGCGCCUGCGGCAACGCUGCCUGGAACGAAAGCUGCUCCUCGCAUUCGGACACCAGCUUGGACCCGGUCCAGAAGAAGAGGAGCCGGUUGAAAGGGCCCCCCGCGAAGCCCAAGGGGGUCCCCGUCCAAAGAGGGCUUGCCUCCUUGCCCAGAAGGAAGAGCAAACCGCCUGCCAAGCCGUUCCUGGCCUGCCGCUGCUGCGUGGCCUCCUCCAAGGAGAAGCGCCAUCUCAAGAGCCCCGGCCAAGCGGUAGCCAAGCCCAAGCAGGAGAGGCCGUGCCAGAGGCCGCUGCUGGGAGACUCUGCGGGGGUCCACCUCCAGAAGAAUGGCAAGAAGCAUCCUCCGGAGUCCCAGGGGGCCCCUCUCGGUCGCCAGAGGUUUGCCGAGGUGUCCAAUAACAAUGACUUCUAUGUCCUUUAA